Messenger RNA from Haliotis rufescens (red abalone), 921 nucleotides. RefSeq lists its product as uncharacterized. NCBI's taxonomy places the organism in Eukaryota, Metazoa, Mollusca, Gastropoda, Lepetellida, Haliotidae. The record is from RefSeq and is a predicted model, not a curated record. The transcript has 5 exons. The coding region runs from base 10 to 921 and encodes 303 amino acids.
AUCGGGCAUAUGCAGAACAACAUGAGCUGGCUGCUCAGGCUAGUUUACCUGGUGUCUUACAUCACAACAUAUCUACCCAUCUGUCAUUGCCACUCUCGUUUGGAGGGACAUUUUACCAACCAAGGGAAACAGUCUGUUAAGGUGGAUUUAGAAAACAUCCUCGAAAAAAGACAAGUCCGAGAUUUGUUGGCUUGUGCCAAAGUGUGUGUUACGCUUCCACAAUGCAACGCACUAUUUUACAACAAAGCAUCACGUCAAUGUGUUCUACACAAGAACCUAAUUGAUUCACUUAAACCAGAGGACAGAGGAGAAUGGAGAUUCUGGCGACGUCAGAAUCCUUACACAGAUAUCCUCAAUAAUAAGACGCCAUAUAUGUUGGUGUUUAUGAUUCAUAGCAACGUGUCUCCAUACUGGGUUAACCUUGAUACAGAAGAAUGGGGAUCAGUGGAGCUACCAAGAACUCAUUUUUUGAACACUCAGGUUAAUCAAGCAGCUUAUGAUGAUGAAACAGGAAUAAUGUAUGUUGUUCCAGAGCAAAAACUGAUGUCCUUCAAAAUCCGAAGUGUGAAAGACAUAAAAGAUGCCAAAGGGAAAGAAUAUUUGCAAGGAGUUCCAGUAUCCGGGAUAGGCUAUGACAAGAAUCAAAAACGCCUUUUUCUUAUGAUUGGACGCGGCGUAGCAACUAUGAAGCCUGAUGAAGAUGAAGAUAAUUAUGACAUGUUGUGGAAUGGAGUUUUACAGAGUCAUGAUUCGUUGUGCAAGAUAGCGGUGGAUACCAAGAAACAGUUCAUUUACUUCCAUAGUCGAGCAAUAAAGGGCAUAUUUCGCUGUAACUACAGAGGGAAAGGGAAAAAAGUAUUCAAGUCUGCGGUCAGUGAGUGGAUAUCGCUUGACUUUGAAGGCCGCUGUCGCACAACGUAG